AGCGUCCGCCGGCACCGGGACGCUGGUCCCGCCCAGCUCAGGCUCCGGCUCCGGCUCAGCUCACCUCGCAGUGGAAAAACAUGGCGUCUGUGGUGUGUCGUUUUUCCCGGCUCUCGGCGCUCCGCAACGCCGCGGUCCUGACGCGCAGUGCCGGACCGAAGCGGCCUGAUGCACCGCAGUGCCGAAACGCUGUGGCUACCUCAACUGGGGCCAUUCUCCCCAAGCCUGUCAAGAUCUCAUUUGGCCUGAUUCGGCUAGCUGUGGUCGUGGUGCCCUUCUUGUAUGUGGGUACUCUCAUUAGCAAGAACUUUGCCGCUUUACUAGAGGAGCAUGACAUUUUCGUCCCCGAGGACGAUGAUGACGACGACUAAUUUGACACCGUUUGCAGCACUAAAGCUUGCAAAGAGAGAAACCACUGGAAAGUGAGAGUAAAGACUGAUGUUUCACCUGUAUCUGGAUGAUCAGCAUCACCUGUCCUUCCUCAACUUCCACAGCCUGCUUCCGCUAUUUAAUUAUGACUCACCAAAGAGAUGGACAAGAAAUGUGGUGCCAUUAUUUCUGACUUCUACUAUUUGCAUGAACACAAUUAAAGAGCUUAAUCAAAGUGGCUUUGGCCACUACUGUAAUUGUGAACCAGUCAGGUGAAUGUUCUGAGGGAGGAGCAAUUGUUUAGUAGCUGAUAUCACAAGAUGGUUUCUGUUCAUACUCGCCUAUUCAAAGCUUAUAAUAUCAUUCCUGGCAGACAUGACCCCAAAUGGCUAUUUCACAUGCUGUUUAUACUGUCCGAUUACAAAUAAAGAUUACGCUGAGAUUUUAA
Molecule: messenger RNA, 817 nt
Organism: Paramormyrops kingsleyae
Lineage: Eukaryota; Metazoa; Chordata; Actinopteri; Osteoglossiformes; Mormyridae
Gene: smdt1a
Product: single-pass membrane protein with aspartate-rich tail 1a
Biological process (GO): mitochondrial calcium ion homeostasis; calcium import into the mitochondrion
Cellular component (GO): uniplex complex
Source: RefSeq, a predicted model, not a curated record